AUGGUAACCAAGUGCAUAUUUGGGGGGAUAUAUAAUUGGUUGUCGGAUAACUCAAAUUCAAAGGUGGAGUCUUACCCUUUCCCCCUCAAGGAGAAUUCUAUAGUAUCAAAUCUCAUUGAUCCCUCCACCCUUCGUUGGAAUGAAGAUACAAUCAAAAGCAUGUUCAACCACAGAGAUGUUGAUCUUAUUAUGAUGAUCUCAUUACCUAGUCAUUAUGUUCUUGAUAAGAUCACUUGGGAUUCGGAGGAAGAUGGACUCUCAGUCAAGAGUUGUUACAGCCUACAAGACUCAGUGAGGAGCAUAGUGAUUAAAGCACGGAUGUAUUACUCAUAUUCGAAGGAAGCUACAGCCGAAGACAUUGUACCAGCUGCAUUGAACAAUAUAAACACAAAAUUCAUAGUUUUAGACAAAGGAAGAGUAGAUGCACAACAAAAGACAUGCUUGGCAUUAGUGGCUGAUGAGACUGCAGCUGUUCAUUUUCAGAUGUGGGGUGAUGAGUGUGAUCAAUUUGAGCCUGGUGAUAUUAUUACUCUGUCAAGUGGCAUAUUCUCUUACAACCGCAAUGCUCUUGUAUUGAGGGCUGGCAAGAGAGGUAAGGCGGAAAAGGUGGGAGAGUUUACCAUGGCCUUUCUGGAGACACCAAACAUGAGUGAGAUUCGUUGGGUCCCUGAUCCCAAUAACUCCAAGAUAUAUGUGCAAGAUGCUGUUAUUUCUCCCUAUUCACGAAUUUUCCCACCUACACGUUGA
This is a messenger RNA of Ipomoea triloba (trilobed morning glory), 747 nucleotides long. Its product is annotated as SOSS complex subunit B1. The record is from RefSeq and is a predicted model, not a curated record. The transcript has 3 exons. Gene Ontology annotation, molecular function: DNA binding. Lineage: Eukaryota; Viridiplantae; Streptophyta; Magnoliopsida; Solanales; Convolvulaceae. Gene Ontology annotation, biological process: response to ionizing radiation; mitotic cell cycle checkpoint signaling; double-strand break repair via homologous recombination. Gene Ontology annotation, cellular component: SOSS complex. The coding region runs from base 1 to 747 and encodes 248 amino acids.